Messenger RNA from Arctia plantaginis, 6189 nucleotides. The record is from the annotation of a GenBank genome assembly. NCBI's taxonomy places the organism in Eukaryota, Metazoa, Arthropoda, Insecta, Lepidoptera, Erebidae.
AUGGCUCAUUCUGAAAAUCACAGGUAUAUUGUGCAGGUGUAUGUGGGUGCGUUAUCUCCACAUUACGAGGCUUUGUCAGUGGAAGCCUCAAAGCAGACAAGUUCUGAAGAAAUAGUCUGUUGCAUUACUGACAAACUUGGCCUUACAAAUGGUUCCGGUGGCCCAUAUGAACUUGCUGAGGUGGUCGGAGAUAUGCUCAGCGGCGAGUGUAAGGAGCGUCGCCUCGGACCCAACGAGUCGCCUGUCGCAGUUAUGUUAUUAUGGCCCAAUAACACUGGUUCUGGACAAUAUAACAGAUUCUACCUCCGAGAGAAAAUCCCCGACGAGCCAUGGAUGGAAAACUUUUCCGUGGAUCCACAGUUGAUAAAGGAUUACUUCCAGCGGUUCCUUUAUCAGCCAAAAGAUCGAGAAUAUCCUGACUUGUGUCAGUUGCCCGAGCUCAAUGAACAGACAUUGUUAGAUAACUUGAGGGCGAGGUUCGCGGCCGGUUACAUAUACACGUAUGUCGGUUCGAUAUUGAUUGCGCUCAAUCCGUUUAAGUUCUACCCUAUUUACAAUCCGAAGUAUGUGAAAUUAUAUCAGAACAAACGGAUAGGUUCCAGUCUUCCACCUCAUAUUUUUGCUGUAGCCGACGCCGCGUAUCACUGUAUGCUCCGAGAGAGAACCAAUCAAUGUAUAGUGAUCAGUGGGGAGAGUGGAUCAGGAAAAACCGAAAGUACGAACUUUCUGUUGCAUCAUUUAACAGCUUUAAGCCAAAAGGGAUCUCAUGGAAGUGGCGUAGAACAAACUAUAUUAAGUGCAGGUCCAGUACUUGAAGCAUUUGGUAACGCGAAAACUGCACAUAAUAAUAAUUCGAGUAGAUUUGGCAAAUUUAUUCAAGUGAAUUACAAGGAAAAUGGCAUGGUGCAUGGAGCUGUUGUGCAAAAAUAUCUUCUGGAAAAGUCAAGGAUAUGCAGUCAGGGGCGUAACGAACGGAAUUAUCAUGUGUUUUAUUAUUUAUUGGCUGGUGCGUCGGAACAGGAGAAGGAACAAUUGCAUUUACUCAGUGUGGACAAAUAUAAUUAUUUAUCAAGGACUGGUUGUAGUGAGGUGCCCGGUAUUGACGAACAGUAUGAGUUCUCGCGGUUAAAACAAUCCAUGGAAAUGGUGGGUUUCACCAUGGAUAAACAAAGGCGUUUGUUUGCUGUGCUGUCGGCCGUCCUUCUUUUAGGUAAUGUCGAGUUUCAGCCGCAACGGAAAUCAUAUCACCAUGACGAAGCAGUUGGUGUAAGGAACCCUGAAGUAGUAUCAUUGAUAUCUUCACUCCUACGUGUUAAACAGGAGACAUUACUUGCCGCCCUCACGUCGAAACGCGCCAGAGCCUCGGGCGAAACACUCGUUAUCAAUUACAGGUUGCCUGAAGCGAUAGCGACUCGUGACGCUAUGGCCAAAUGCUUGUACGGUGCUCUAUUCGACUGGAUCGUAAUGCAAGUCAAUCACGCAUUGCUCUCUAAAAAAGAUACUCUGAGAGAACAUCAGGGACAUAGUAUAGGCGUUCUCGAUAUAUUCGGCUUCGAGGACUUCGGUCUGAGCAACAGCUUUGAACAGAUGUGCAUUAACUAUGCGAAUGAGCACCUACAGCAUUACUUCAACCAACAUGUGUUCAAAUAUGAGCAGGAGGAGUACAAAAGGGAAGGUAUUCCCUGGACUGACAUAGGCUUUUCGGACAAUACGGGCUGUUUGCAACUUAUUGAAGGAAAAGUCAAUGGAUUGCUCUGUUUACUUGAUGAUCAGUGCAAUUUCCCUUGGGCCACCAAUGAAACACUACUACAGAAAUUCAACUCAGUACAUGAAAACAAUCAGUUUUAUGAAAAGCCGCAAAGACGGGAGCCCGCAUUUGUAGUGCGACAUUAUGCUGGACGGGUCAAGUAUCAGGUAACAGCAAUGCGUGAAAAAAAUCUGGACUUAAUGCGACAAGAUAUAGUGAGCGUACUCAAAAACUCAUCUCUUGCCUUCGUGAGAGAGCUGGUUGGUGUUGAUCCUGUAGCCGUUUUUCGAUGGGCCAUAGUGCGGGCUUUCUUCAGGGGUUACUUUGCCUUUUUGGAGGCAGGCAGGCGCCAUCGCUCUCAGCGCGUGGACGGCGCGUCCCGAGUACCGCGAGCCUCCAUACACGCGCCCAAUGAUAGUCUUAUCAGAACGCCACACAGAGCUGCGACUAAGGUCCGCGAAUCGCCGGCGCGCACGAACAACGAUAGUAAACCGCGGGCCGAGGGGAGCGGCGCGCGGCUCGGUGGGAAAGGCACCAAACAUUACAGGCUCGCCGAGACGCGCACGCGCAGGCUCGAGCGCGAGCGCGACGAGCGCCCCUUCGACGACACCGACGUCAUGCAGCGCGCCAGCCAGAUCGUCAUGAAAAACAAGUCGUUUAGGCCUCGUGAGCGUGCGAAAAAGGGUCUAAAGAACCUUCAGAGCGUUAAAACAUUAGCAGGUCGAACGGCCGCGCCUGCCGGGAAACGGAAACAACCGCAGACUGUCGCGGCUCAGUUCCAGCACUCACUCUCUGCGCUCAUGGAUACAUUGAACCAAGCCAAUCCGUUCUUCAUUAGGUGUAUAAAAUCAAACGGUGAAAAAGUACCGCAUGUAUUUGACGAUGAAACCGUCCAGAGACAGUUGCGUUAUACUGGCAUGCUAGAAACGGUGCGCAUACGUCAGGCAGGCUAUAACGUGCGACUCACGUAUGAGGAGUUCAUACAGUUGUACAGGAUUCUUCUGCCUAAAGGAUUGCUUAGCUCGCAGGCCGACGUUCGGCACUUUCUUGCUACACUUAACUUGGAUAGAGAUAAUUAUCAACUUGGUGCUACGAAAAUAUUCAUGCGCGAAAGCGAGCAGACGAAACUUGAGUAUAGGCUACAUCAACAAAUAAUGGCGUCCAUCAUCACCAUCCAGCGGUGGUUCCGCGCUGUGUUGGAGCGGCGGCGUUUCCUAGCUCUGCGGAGGGCCUCUGUCGUAUUACAGUACUUCUGCAGACAAUGGCUGUCGGUGCGGCACGAGGCGGCAGUGCGCGUGCAGGCGUGGUACCGCGGCGCGCGCACGCGGCGCUGGUACGUGCGCCUGCGCCGCGCCGCCGUGCGCUUCCAGGCCGCCGCGCGCGGCCACCUGCUGCGCCGCCGCCUCACCGCGCGCCUGCGAGCGCCGCGCUGCGAGUUUAACAGUAUCCGAGUGAGAUUGUUGUCACUAAUAUGCGAUGUACAAAAGUGUUAUGAUGCACACUGGCAUACAUGUUGUGGUCUGUGUUGUGUUGACAGCAUGACGGCGGGCCGCCCGCCGAGAACGAUCUGUCGCAGUGGCUGCCCCCCGGGAAACCCACCGAACAAAAUAGCAAUUAUAUCAAUGAGGCCUCUAUGUAUUCUACGAUUGCACCAAGAAAACUCAAGACAACUAAGAGCGACCCAGUCAUUACCAAUACCAAGAGGAGGAAAGAAACGCGACAGCUUGAUCAUAGAUGCUUUAGAGAUAACAAAUGCUACGGUUAGUCAGAAAGUGAAGAAAAGGGUUUCAAAAACGGAGACGUCCGUAAAAAAAAUCGACAUUACCCACAAAGAAACAAACGAGUCUUCGCCGGAAGACAACUGGAAUGUAAAUACUAACAAAUAUCCACAAGCGGCGGUGACAUUACCUAAUAAAAUCACUCCCGAAGACCUCGCUAACGAAAUGCUAUGGCUCCGAUUAGACCAGAACUAUCUUAUGACUGAAAAAGAAGCUAUGAAUAAGAAACGAGAAAAAGAAUUAACCGAUUUGUUAGAGUCUAUAACGAGCUGUAGUGAAGAAUACCUGAGACAAUGGAGUUCUCCAGAAACCACUGAGAAUAACAAAACCAGUGCAAGGCGGUCGUCGGGCGCGAUGUACCAGCGCAGCGUGUCGAGCGCGACCCUGGAGUCCCGCGCGCUGCAGUCGCUGCCGCCCGUGCGGCGCGACCCGCGGGCCCCCGCGCCCCCCGCGCCGCCCGCCGCCCCGCAGCCCAGCGCCGCGCCCGCCGCACCCGACGCCGGUCGAGUCCCAGAGCCAGGCGUGGUAGUGGUAGCAGAGACGAGCGCACCAGCGCCACCUGUGCGGACGGCCCGCCGUUCCCCUCGACGCUCGUCUCGUGGCCCACCGCCCGAUAUUAUCGUCGACGCCUCGCUCUCACUGCACGACCAUGAUAUUAAGAGAGUGGGAGGGGAGCAGCUGAGCGCGUUGGCUCUGCGGCGCCGCAACUCGGACCCCGCGCCGGGCGACGUGCGCCCGCUCGACCCGCGCUCCACGGACUUCAUCGGACAGACUGGCAAUGGACUCUUUCGCAUCGCGGGACACAGGUUUCGUAAAGGCACCAGAUUCUCCAAGGGAGAUAAGUGCGUUUACUGCCAUCAGGCUAUCGACGCGUUCGUCACUCAGGGCCAACGGUGUAUAGACUGCAAACAGCUUUACCACACUAAAUGUAUACAAAACAAAGGUGUGAUCAAGAUGCCUUGUACGAGCCCGGUCACGGCCGCCACUAGAGGUCGUUAUAAAGCUACCAGGAAAAGAAAUAUUUCUAACUCCAAUAACAAUCUAUUAGAGAACGUCAAAUCCUCUGUCAGUUCGAACUUCAACUUAACAGGAACUUCGGAAUUUAUAGAUAGAACUGAUAAAAUAAUAUCCGAUGCUAAUGAGUUACAGGCGAUGCAAAACUUUAUCACUGAGAAGAUUUAUAAAAUGGAAUCUAAUGAAAAUAAAAAACAAUCCGAGGUUGACAGGGUAUUCAAACAUGCUCUAUUAGAAUUCAAAGACAAUUUAGUAGCGACGUACAGCAUCGUGGAGACAAGAGGGUCAGCAUUAAAGUACAAAGAUCUAAUAGGAAACUUUCUACACGUCAUGGAAACGGUGUGUGCGCGUGAAGGGUCCACCUUGUCUAUCACUAUGGGUGUGAACGCCUUUCGGGGGUUCAUGGAUGAGUUCAUGAGCCAACACGACACCGAUAAGGCGAGAACGAAAAGAAAAAAGGAUAAGAAACGAAAGGUUGACGAUCCUAUCCAGUACAAAGGCCACACGUUCAUUUUAUCAAUGAUCAACAUACCCACAGAGUGCGAGAUUUGCAAGACUUUCUUCAUGUGGCCAAUUGAACGAUCGCUUAUUUGUCAAAUCUGUAGGCUUGCCUCGCAUAAGAAGUGUUAUACCAAGGUAUCGACAAUAUGUCGUAAAGAGAAUGUGACUCCAUCAGCCGCUAUCGUCGGCGCCGUAGAUGCGGGCGGGCGAGAGCAAAUGGGUGUCGUCACGCGGGGCAAGGUAUUCGGAAUGCCACUGACUGAGCUACCCACUGGCGACAGCAAUAUACCUAUUGUAGUAGACAGACUCAUAACUACUAUAGAAAUGACAGGCCUGUAUACAGAAGGAUUGUACAGAAAAAGUGGUCUUAGUUCUAAGGUCCGCGAGCUGCGGCGCCUGCUGGACGAGUCGCCGGAGGAGGGCGUGGAGCGGCUGGACCUGUACGCCGUGCACGUGCGCGCCUCCGUGCUCAAGGGCUUCUUCCGCGACCUGCCCGAGCCUCUGCUCACCUUCGAUCUGUACGACGACUUCAUAAUGGCCGCGCAGAUCAGCGACCUGCAGGAGCGAGUGUCAACAAUAUUCACGAUACUAAGAAAAUUGCCUAAACCUAAUUUUGAUCUCGUCGAGAGGUUAAUAUUCCACUUGGCAAGGGUUGCACUAGGGGAAGCUCACAACAGGAUGGGCCCGAACGCGUUGGCGAUAGUGUUUGCGCCGUGCAUCCUGCGCACGCACAAGGUGCAGCCCGCGCAGGACUCGCUGCACGACAUCGCGCGCCAGACCGCCUGCCUCGAGGCCAUACUCGUCGACAAGAUGCGCACCGUGCGCGGCAUGCUGCAAGACAUCGCGACGCUGGACUCGGCGUGCCACACGGCCACGUCGCGCCUGUCCACGCUGCGCUCGCACAGCCAGGCGCCGCGCCCCGAGGAGCAGCUGCUGUCGCAGCACAUACACGAGAUACAGAAAGAGAAGGCCAUACUCACCAAUCAGCUGCCCACGCUAAUCAGAGCAACGUCGGACGACGACCUGCUGUCGACGACGGACCACGACGGCGAGCUGGGCAGCACGGACGACCUGAGCGCGGCCAGCUCUCUGCGCUCACAGCGCCUGCUGCACCGCCAGCUCUCCUCCGACGAUCCCAUCAUGGUCUAG